This is a messenger RNA of Rhineura floridana, 3585 nucleotides long. It is a transcript of the gene OTUD3, whose product is annotated as OTU deubiquitinase 3. Gene Ontology annotation, molecular function: cysteine-type deubiquitinase activity. The coding region runs from base 105 to 1256 and encodes 383 amino acids. Lineage: Eukaryota; Metazoa; Chordata; Lepidosauria; Squamata; Rhineuridae. Gene Ontology annotation, biological process: protein deubiquitination. The transcript is spliced from 8 exons. The record is from RefSeq and is a predicted model, not a curated record.
GGCUACUUCCUCUCUAUGACCCCCCCCCGCCUGUUCCUACUUGGGGGAGAGUGUUUGUGCGUGCGGAGCGCGCGCAUGCGCGGUAGCCAGAGCAACAGAAGACGAUGUCUCGCAAGCAGGGGUCGAAGGCUCGGCCCGGGAAAGCGGAGACAGAACGUAAAAGAGACGAGCGGACGGCCCGGAGGGCGCUAGCCCGCGAGAGGCGGAACCGACCGCAGGCCCAGGGUGAAGGAGACCUGGCCGGGCAGCUCCAGACGCUCGGGCUGCGCCUCAGAGAAGUGCCGGGCGACGGGAACUGCUUGUUCCGGGCUCUUGGGGACCAGCUCGAAGGCCACUCCCGAGAUCACCUCAAACACCGCCAGGAAACAGUGGACUACAUGAUCAAGCAGCGGGAAGAUUUUGAGCCUUUUGUGGAGGAUGAUGUUCCUUUUGAGAAACAUGUUGCCAAUUUGGCACAACCUGGAACUUUUGCUGGCAAUGAUGCUAUUGUAGCCUUUGCGAGGAACAAUCAAGUGAAUGUUAUGAUCCACCAGGUCAAUGCCCCUCUGUGGCAGAUUCACGGAACAGACAAAAGCAAUGCACGAGAGCUGCACAUUGCGUAUCGGUACGGAGAGCACUAUGACAGUGUCCGAAAGAUUAACGACAAUUCUGAGGCUCCUGCCAGACUACAAACAGAGAUGCUGUGUAAAAAUCAAUCCAAUAAAAAAGAGAAAAUCCAGCUGAAGGAGGAGGCAGAAUCUGAAGGGGAGAUACAAGAUGAAAUUGAGGAUGCAGUCCAGAAAGUUCGGAAUGCAACUGACUGCCUGGAUGCUGAUUUAAUCAUCCGGAUCCUUGAAACGGAGGACUACAAUAUUGAAUCUACAAUAUUUGCUGUUCUUCAGAUAAAUGAAGUGAAAAGGCUCCAUGCUGAGGCAGCCCAAGAAACCCAGGAGGCAAACAGGCAGAAACAGCAUCCCAGGCCAGUCCUGUGGGAAGAGAAUGGAAGCGGCACCAGGAUUUUUGGGAGCCAGGAAAUAGGAAACAAGCCCCAGAUGAGCUCCGUGGAAGGAAACCAAGCCAGUAAAAAGCAGGCGCCAAAGGUAUCCAGCAAGCAAAAGAAGGAGCAGCAGCGGCUCGAGAAGAAGCGGCGGCAGGAAGACAGGCACCGGCGAAAAGUCCUGACAGGCAAGAGCAACCUCUUGGACAAUAAUAAAAACGCGGCAGAGUCUGAGUCGCAGGUCACCCUGGUGAAGACCUUUGCGGCUCUCAGCAUUUGAUCUAAUGGUCUUUCCCCUUUUCUGAUACAUGGGGAAAGAUAAAACUAUGGGUGCUGAACUUUGCACGCAAAACCACCCUCUUAAGAGCGAAUUCCUCACUCCUGUCGGUCUUUGUAAGCAGAGGUAUCUACUAGGCUCUUUUAAAUUGAUGGUUAAACAGAUCUUUGGUCACGCACAUAAACUCUGGCACAGGAGGGCUGAGCAGGUAUGAUGCUGGAGCCUGGACCACAGAGGCAUUUGACACAAAUCCCCCGUUGUGGAUCCCAUCACUGCAGAUCUCAUGGAACUUGCUUCCAAAUCUUCAAUAGCUGGCUCCCAGUUUGUCUUAUUUUAAAUGACAACCUGCAGCAGUGUUAAAAAACGUCUUUAAUCAGAGAUACCUCCUCCGAAAAUCAAUAGGAAAAAAACUGUUCCCAAGUCAGAUCCCAAAGUGAGAAGUAUCUGCCAAAGUUUCUACUGAGCCUGUCAGGCUGUUGCUUUUCUCUCUCCCCCAUCCCCCGUUUCAAUAUUGUUAAAUUCUACACAACGAUCAACCUUGCAUUUCAGCAUAUGGAAAUAAUGUUGGCUUGUGGGUGGAGGUGCAAAGUAGCAAAUUCUAUACAAACAGGAGAAGGUUAAGUGCACCAUCGACCUAUCCGUAACAGGGUUUGUAAGAUACAUUACUCGUUUGCAGCCCCAUCAGAAAAGGGGAGGUCUGCUUCUCUCUAACUCUUGAAUCUAACCUAGAAGAUUAGAUUGUUCUGAACCGUAAAUGUAAUGAGAUGUGACCAAGGGGCUUUGUCACCUACUGUCAGUGAUGCCUUCCUCAGGUAGGUACAAUUGUGCUACAGCACCCAGUAGGCAGCUGUUCACUGUUAUGGCCUUGUAGGGAAAGAACCAGAUAUUGGAAAGCGCCUGUCCUUGUGAGAUUUUAAUCCUGCCCCACUUACGUGGUGGAACAUGCUCCUCCUAUAGAGAUGGAACAAGACAGGGAUGGGAAAGUGAGUGUGUUAGGUAUGAAGUGGCUGAGCAGAGCUUCCGAAGUUGGCUUCUAAAGUGUGGCUACUUCACUGAGGAGGGGGGUAAAAUGGGCAACACCCCCCCCACAUACACAAACACAGUGCAAGCUAGUAGUGUAUGAUACAAGCAAGGCCAACCAAAAUUGUACUUUCAUCUUCUGAAUGUUACGGCCUUCGUCCAAAGACACUAGCAACUCAAAGUGCCUCUUUCUUCUCAUGUUAGAUUUUUAGACUCAAAUAAUUAUGAUGGUAAACGUCCAAGGCAUGUUAGUUCCUUAUUUUUGUUCCUUGAAAAAAAAUUGUCUUCCUCCCUGGAGAGUGUUGUUACGUUAAAAAAGGCAAAUUCCAGCAGUUAUUGCAGGGGUGGGGAAGCUGUUCCCUGCCCCCCCCCAGCAAGCUGCUGUCAGAUUCCAACUCCUACCAUUCUGGACCAUUUCCCAUGCUGACUGGGGCUGAAGGGAGUCCAACAACAGCUGGAGGGCCACAGCUUUCCAUCCCUACAUUCGCUGAUCACAGUGGAUGGAAACUCAAGGAGCAAUAUUAGACUAGAGUGUGCAUGUUUGCUUUUUUAAAAAAUAUAUUUAGUGUGUAAUCUAGAGUUGCCAUAAAGAAUGGAUCUAGUGUAUCUUCAUUGAUUGAUUAGAAGGAGAAUUCUGGGUGAAUGCAAUUUUUUCUCAUCCUAGUUCUAUAGCAGUGGGAAAAUGUGACCUGACAUUGGUUUGGGAGUAGGGUUUUGGUGCCUCUACAUAAGAGCCAAAGGAGGGAUUUAUCCAACUUGUACUAGAAAAUAUGCCAUUCAGCUGGAAGAAAGGGGGAGCAGAAGCUUAGGUCAGAGUCUGAUUGGGCCUCUGGUAGGAGCAUUCAGCAUCAACCUCGCUGGUGUCCUCCAGAUAUUUUGUACUGCACCUCCCAUUAGCAUGCUGAUGGGAGUUGUAGUCCAAACUAUCUGGAAUGCAGCAAGUUGGUGAAGGGUGCGCUAAAGCAAGUGGUGGCACUUGCCCUUGAAACAGAAACUCAGGCCAGAGCUGUAGAUCAUGGGUUCAUCUGUGCCCUCAAGCCAGGUUGAUAGGCCAGCUUUAUGGGUUUUCUCCUUGCAGUUAGUUACACAGUGCCACCUAUCUGGCCAGCUGUUCAGCAACCCCACCAACCUUUUCAUUUGAUAACAUAAAGUAUGGACAAUCAUCUUGGUUCCGAUAAAGGGAGGUGUAGUAGUGGUUUAAGCCUGUUGGGGGUCAUAAAGCUAUUUGAUGGAGUACUGGAGGGGCAGAAGUUCCAUAUGUUUGUGGUUAUCAAAAUAAACUUAUCCUCGUUGAGGCUGUUGACCAGUUAAA